CAGACAGUUGGUGACUUCUGCACACUGUGCGCUUCAGCAUGCGCUAACCCCGCUCUGUCAUUUUACGUGGCCUACCACUUGGUGGCUGUUGUUCCCAGUUGCUUCCACUUUGUUAUAAUCCCACUAACAGUGGAGCGUGGAAUAUUUAGUAGCCAGGAAAUGUCACGGAUGGACUUAUUGCACAGGUGACCACCUAUCACGGGACCACGCUUGGAGUCACUGAGCUCCUGAGAGCGACCCAUUCUUUCACCAAUGUUUGUAGAAGCAGUCUGCAUGCCUAGGGGCUUGAUUUUAUAUGCCUGUGGCCAUGGAGGGGAUUGGAACACCUGAAUCCAAUGAUUUGGAGGGCUGGCCCAAUACUUUUGGCAAUAUAGUAUAUGUAUGUAUA
This is a messenger RNA of Staurois parvus, 388 nucleotides long. The record is from the annotation of a GenBank genome assembly. Lineage: Eukaryota; Metazoa; Chordata; Amphibia; Anura; Ranidae.